This is a messenger RNA of Nematocida parisii ERTm1, 480 nucleotides long. RefSeq names its product ribosomal protein L30. The record is from RefSeq and is a predicted model, not a curated record. The transcript has a single exon. Lineage: Eukaryota; Fungi; Microsporidia. Gene Ontology annotation, biological process: ribosomal large subunit biogenesis. Gene Ontology annotation, cellular component: nucleolus. The coding region runs from base 1 to 480 and encodes 159 amino acids.
AUGAGAAUAUUCAGCUGCUACUUCUGCUCAUCAAGUAUAUAUCCCGGCCAUGGGUCAGUCUUUGUGCGAAAUGACGGGGCAGAGUUCAAAUUCUGCCGGUCUAAGUGCGUAAAGAACUUUAAGCUAAAGAGAAACCCAAGAAGAGUCGCAUGGACCAAGACAUACAGAAAAGUCCGAGGAAAGGACUUGGUCAACGAUUCGUCCCAAGAGUUCGAAAAGAGAGUACACGAGCCUAUCAUCUACAACAAAGAAGUGUACGAGAAGGUCGUGCAGAGCAUGCCAAAGAUAGCAGCAAUAAGACACGCCAGAGAAGCCUUCCAUAUUAAGAACAGAAUACUCACUGGAAAAGAAAAGAUGGUUGAGGAUGAAAGAGUGUUCAUUGUGAAGAAUCUUGAUGCCCUGACAGAAGACGAAAGAAUGCGUGAGAACCUUGAAAGAAAGAGAAAGAUAAGAGAGACUCUUAAGAUGCCAUUUGAAUAA